GGCGGGAGUGACGGCGGAGGCAGCCCGGGGAAGGCAGCGAGGGCUGCCCCGCCGCUCGGGCACAGCGGAGCCUGCGCCCCGCGGACAGAAGUUUGCUGCUGAAAGAGGAGGGAAAAAUUAAAAAAAAAAAUUUAUAAAUCAUUAUUAAGAAUAAAAUAAUAAAAAAACAAGGAAGACACCCCCCCCCCCCUCCGCAGCUGCCCCGGAGGGAUGCGGCGAAGAGCGGCCGGCGGGAGCCCGCGCUGCCCGGCCCGGCUGCGGGCAUGACCCGGGGCCGGAGCAGGGCUGAGCCGGCAGCGGUGUGAGCGCUCGCCCCGGGAGGGCCGGGCCGGGGCGGCGGGGACGCCUCCCGCCCUGCCCAGCCUCCGCGCAUCCUCCGGCACCGCCUGCGCGGGCCGUGCCGAGCCGUGCCGAGCCGUGCCGGGCCGGUCGGUCCGAGCCGUGCUGAGUCGGUGUGAUCCGAGCCGUGCCGAGCGGUAGGAUGAGGGGCAUCCUCUACUUCUGCACGUUGAUCCUCCUGGAAGGUAUGGCGGAAGCUGUCAGCUCGAGCAGGGACUGCCUUCAAGCAGGCGAGUCCUGUACCAACGACCCCAUCUGCAGUGCCAAAUUCAGGACCCUCCGGCAAUGCAUCGCAGGCAAUGGAGCCAACAAGCUGGGCCCCGAUGCCAAGAACCAGUGCCGGAGCACCGUGACAGCCUUGCUGUCCAGCCAGCUGUAUGGCUGCAAGUGCAAGCGAGGCAUGAAAAAGGAGAAGCACUGCUUGAGCGUCUACUGGAGCAUCCACCACACAUUGAUGGAAGGCAUGAAUGUACUGGAGAGUUCCCCUUACGAGCCAUUCAUCAGAGGCUUUGAUUACGUCCGGCUGGCAUCCAUCACCGCAGGGUCUGAAAACGAGGUGACCCAGGUCAACCGGUGCCUGGAUGCCGCCAAAGCCUGCAACGUGGAUGAGAUGUGCCAGCGGCUGCGGACAGAGUACGUCUCCUUCUGCAUCCGUCGCCUGGCCCGGGCUGACACCUGCAACCGCUCCAAGUGCCACAAGGCUCUGCGCAAGUUCUUCGACCGCGUGCCGCCGGAGUACACCCAUGAGCUGCUCUUCUGCCCUUGCGAUGACACGGCCUGUGCCGAACGCCGGCGGCAGACCAUCGUUCCUGCCUGCUCCUAUGAGUCCAAGGAGAAGCCCAAUUGCCUGGCGCCUCUGGACUCCUGCCGGGAGAACUACGUCUGCAGGUCACGCUACGCAGAGUUCCAGUUUAAUUGCCAGCCAUCCCUGCAGGCUGCGAGCGGCUGCCGGAGGGACAGCUAUGCUGCCUGUCUGCUGGCGUAUACAGGGAUCAUAGGCAGCCCCAUCACACCCAACUACAUUGACAACUCAACUUCCAACAUAGCUCCCUGGUGCACGUGCAACGCCAGCGGCAACCGGCAGGAAGAGUGUGAGAGCUUUCUGCAUCUCUUCACCGACAAUAUCUGUCUCCAAAAUGCCAUUCUGGCCUUUGGCAAUGGGACCUACCUGAAUGCAGCUGUGGCCCCAUCUAUCCCCCCCACCACACAGAUGUACAAGCAGGAGCAAAAUGCCAACAGAGCCGUGGCAACCCUCAGAGAGAACAUCUUCGAGCAUCUGCAGCCCACCAAGGUGGCUGGAGAGGAGAGACUUCUGCGGGGCUCAACUCGUCUGUCAUCAGGGACCUCCAGCCCGGCAGCUCCUUCCCGCUGGGCAGCCUCUCCACUGCAGAUGUGGUUUCUCCUUGCUCUUGCUGUGCUGAGCCUCUCCGUGAUGUGAAGCUGGAUGGGCACACACCAGGCAGAGACUGUCUUUGUGUUGGUUUCUUUACAAAACAACCAGACAAGUAACUUUUUCGGGGGGAUGGGGGGAGGAGGGAGGGGAUGGGAAGGAGAGGUGAGCGUGUGGGCAUCCUUCCUCCUCCUCAUCUGUCUGCCAAUUUAUUUGAUUUUAUACAAUCAAUCAACAUUGUCGACAAACAGCUCAUUCUUGGUCCUGGCCACCUUUCCACCCCACAGCUUGGCUGUUGUCUCUCCAGCUCUCUGCAGAUGGGGUUGGAGACAUGGACAAUUCCCUUGGAAAAGGUGAAGGAGAGAGUCAAGCCAAGAAAUGAGAGCUGCAAAGGAAAUGCUUUUGCCUGCCCCAGCCAAGAGGGGAAAGACUUUUGAUGGAUGAGCUGUCAGGAAGUUUCCUGAAGCCCUGACUCACGUUGGGGGGGGCUCUUGACUAGACAUGUCAAACGAUGUGGAGUUCAGGCUGUCUCCAGGGUUGCUGAGGACCCAAAGGGCAGCCCACCUGGUUCACUGAAGAAACCAGAGCACCGGUGAGAAGGUGGUCAGUUUUGUUCACUGGAGAGGAUCCUGAAGCACCUCUAAGGUUGACCAAGUAACCGCACUACGAACUGGCUCGCAGGGAUUAUCCACCCAUUUGAAACUCUGGCCAGUGUGCAACCAGCGUGCAUCUUGAAGCUGUCACCUACCCCUUGGGCCCUCCUUUUUAGAGAAACAUGUGUCAUGCAUUGAUGGUGUUUGGGAAGAAACACGUCUGUUGUGAUUUGUUUACAGCUGGCUUCGUGUCCCAACCCUAUAAUCUCUAUUCACUGGCCCUGUAAAGUGUUUGGAGUAGGUAUAUUUUUUUUUUUUGUUGCGUCCAAACAACCAGAGGCCAAUGUUGUACCACUCCGAGCUAACCUUUUUCCCUGUGGGAUGAACAUGUGAGCCCACAGGCAGGACUCGAUGCCAGCCCAAUGCAACCUAUUCCCACGUGCUACCUGUGCAUCUGCUGGUCUCACAGAGAAGGAGAGGGUCUUCAGUCAGGGGGGGUUCAUUAGUUAUGCAAAGAAGAGAUAGGAUAGAAAAGGUUUGCUAGAUACCACCCUGGGAACAUAAAUAUCCAGCCAAUUUUUGGAAAGGCCAAGUCAUGAAUUAUGUCAUAGGUAGGGAGUGGAUUGCUAAGGUUCCCCUCCUUGAAGAGCUGGUGGAGGCAAUUGCUUGUGUCUGGGUUAGGAUGUGAAAGAUGUUGCCUCCUGCCAAGGUCUAAUUACUCAGCUGAGGGGUGGCUUAAGCAAAGGCAGGUGAAGUGACCCACUCGACUGAGCUGCAGCCAGAGCCCAGCUGGAGGGUGAGGACAAAUGUCUGGUCUCUUGGGGCACAGGCAGGCAGGUGUAUGACCUUCGGCUACCUGGGCAUUCAGGGGUCUUCCCUUGAGGAGGUGAGCUGAGGACUCCCAGCGCCUUCUUGGGGGGGGGGGCUGAACACCUUGUUAGAUGAAGCCAAGAAAGAAGAUGGUAAGGAAGGGGGAGAAGGUUUCCCAGGAUAAAAGCUUAGGCACAGGAAUACCUCCAGAUUCUCCCUCAGUAUUUAGGCCUGUGCUUUGUAGCAGCCCAUUUAUUCCUUGGUGUGUGCUCCUUCGAGGAACAUUGUUAGUUCUUUAGCAUUUGGAUGCGUAGAAAGGCUUGGCAGCAGCUGACACAGCAAACUCCAGUGCUUUGCAUUCACAUUCCCUGCAGAACACCUUCCGUUGCUUUUUUUGCUUAAAUUUGCUGAGAAACUGCAGCAACUUUCUUGGGUUUUGGUCCAAUAUGAAACCACUCUGUUUUUCAAAUGUACACCUGUGGAUGUGUAAGACAUGCUCAGAAAUCCUCCUGGCUGCAUCCUAUCCAAAGUUCUGCUCCUCGAGAUCCUUGGGACUGCAGCACCUGGUUGUCCUAAUCCAGGGCCGUGCAAAGGACCAUGCCAAGACCAGAGUCUUGUGUUCAAGGGGCCAGGUCACACUCCGAACCGAAACUCGCAUGUAAAAUCUUCACUGCCAGGAGGCUCACCCAGAUCAGAAAAGCAGGCAGGGAGGUAGUGCUACAGGCAGGAAAGUCCCUCACCUCCAUUCAAAGUGUCGUAGCCGCGCACUGAGAUGCUGUGAACAUCUCCCCAUUAUGCAGGACAUCGGUGACCUCUGAGAGACUGUGGAGCCAUCUGUGCUCCAAGUGACACAACUACUCUGCAAAACUUGUGUCCUUGAGCCACAGGUGAAAAAGGGAUUAAACCCUGACGCUCAGCCCUUCAAAGGCAAGGAAUUACCUCAACGUCAUGAGGUCAUGCUGUGAAUUGCCUUCUGCUGCUGCUUUCAAGUCCUGUAGUCACGCUCUGUUCUUCUACACAUCUGGCCCCAGCAAGCCAGGUCUCCACCAGCCUUUAAUCUUGCACAGGCUAAGCCUCUGCCUAGGAUGGGCUUGAAAGUGGCAGCUGCUUUCCAGGAGUACCUGCUCCUGCAGCCUCUCAUGGCUCCACUCCUGUGUGUCUUAUAACUCACUGGUGGUGGUGUUGAAAUGCCACUUUUUGAUGUUUCCUUCUCUGACUGACAGACAGCAGAGAUGAUAGACUUUUUCUAGGUGGUCAGAUGUGGAGGUGUGGAGGAUCCUACUCAUAGACUACCAGAGAUGGAGGAGACCUCCAGAGGUUACCUAGUCCAUUAACAUGUCCCACAGCAGGACCAAUGGUCUGUUCAUACUUGCUGGAAAAAUUUAUCUUAAAUGGUUUCUAACAAUUCCAAUGAGAGACAUCAUCAUCUCCAUUGGGUUUAUACAGUGCUUUAAAGACUCCUUAGGAUGUUAGUUGUCCCUAAGCAUCACAGGCCAACAAGACCCUCAAUUCCCAUUGUGAUGUCUUCUCAAGUCUUCAGUUUUGGGAGGAUGGCAGACCAACAGCUAAAAGUGCCCUGAGGCUACGGAAGGUGACAGCCAACUACCAUGGGUCAUAUCACAGAGGCAUUGCAUGAGAAGGUCAAAAACAUGGCAAUGAUCUGCUGGGAUCCCUGAAAACAUUGCAGUGAGUUAGUGUAAACGGGCGCCUGCCAGAGGGGCUUCCUCCUCAUGCCCUUGACUGAGGGACCUCAAAAGCAUCUGUGGAGUUGAGGUUUGAGGUUGCAGGUCUGAAAAUGCCCUCCCUGUCCUCAGUCUUGAUCCUGUGCUGUGAGUUUGGAAACAGCAUCCUUCGAGCACUGUCCCAGGCCAGGUUCUGCUCUCCCAGGGGUUCCCUGCGGUCUGGAUGCUUCAAAAUGAAGUGAGGAAGACACAGAGCAAUAAGCCUCUUGCCCAGCAGGGAAGGGCCAGGCGGGUGGGAUGGGCAGUCGUAUUGCACAGAAUUAAAAAAAAAAAUCAUCCAAAAACCCGUAUGAUUUUUUCUUGAUCAUUUCACCCUUUUUGCCAAUAUUUAAUGUCAAUUCUUCCUCCAAGCCUGUUCAUGAAUCAAACUUUGCAAAAAAAGGGUGGCUUUUGAGCAGUCCUUUUGGAGGCAGGAAACCCAAUUAUGUUCCUCCCCCCCACCCCACCCCAACAGCAUGCAUGCACGGGCCAUUUCUUUUCCCUUGUUAAAAGUCAGUAAUUUAUUUUUUUUCAUGAAAUUUCAUCUCUGUUGAACUGUGUGAGGUGAACCACGGAUCUUCAUUUUUAAGCCUCUUGACUAACCACCAAAGUCAUAGCAGCUGCUUGUAAAGGUGAAGGACUGAGCGAGCCAAGAGAGAGAAAGGGAGACAAUUUUUAGGAAUUACUCCAUACCUGGGGACUUUCAUAAGCACAAAGAAGAGUCAUGGGAAAAAAAAGGAAAAAAAAAAACCAAAAAAAAAGAACCAGCCCAACUUUCUGUAGCCACCGAACUCUAAUUUUUUGGCUGCUUGGCACCGUUCCCAGUGGUUUGGUAGUCCUGAGAGCCCGUGAAAUAUUGUGGACGUACAAAUACCACAUCGUCGUCAAAGCAAGAGCGUGAGCAGGGAGGGAGGCACCGUGGCAGGGAGCGGGUGCUGGAGCAAUAACCCCUUGGGUGGCAGGGUGAUGCUAAAGUCUGCGUGUGUGCACGCGUGCACAUGGGGGAGGAUGGUCGAUAUCUGCCUAUGCUACUGGGGUAUAACCUGUACUUAUCUCUUCUGUACAUGUCAAUAUUCAAACAUAUCCAUGAAUAAAGCACACAUGCA
Molecule: messenger RNA, 5959 nt
Organism: Grus americana (Whooping crane)
Lineage: Eukaryota; Metazoa; Chordata; Aves; Gruiformes; Gruidae
Gene: GFRA4
Product: GDNF family receptor alpha 4
Exons: 8
Coding region: 482-1777 (431 amino acids)
Biological process (GO): nervous system development
Cellular component (GO): signaling receptor complex; external side of plasma membrane
Molecular function (GO): glial cell-derived neurotrophic factor receptor activity
Source: RefSeq, a predicted model, not a curated record